Molecule: messenger RNA, 1323 nt
Organism: Talaromyces proteolyticus
Lineage: Eukaryota; Fungi; Ascomycota; Eurotiomycetes; Eurotiales; Trichocomaceae
Product: aspartic peptidase domain-containing protein
Exons: 4
Coding region: 40-1323 (427 amino acids)
Biological process (GO): proteolysis
Cellular component (GO): fungal-type vacuole
Molecular function (GO): aspartic-type endopeptidase activity
Source: RefSeq, a predicted model, not a curated record
CUCAAAUUCGUCAGUAAAUUGUUUGCUAGUCCGUACAUCAUGGUUCAAUGGUGGACUGCCGCUCUCCUUCUUGGAGCAGCUAUAUCACCUUCGCUCGCCAUCAAUACACGGGCUCCCUUUGGAAAACGGGCUCCGAGCCCAGACGUGGUGACCAACAACAUCGUACCCCUGAGGAAGGUAAAAGUCCCAACCACGAUCAGAUCCGCCGGUAGACGGAAGCGCCUCAACCCCCGGAGUACGAACACCACUGGCACCACCUCGAUCCGCAACUAUUACCAGCUGAAUUAUGUGGCCGAGAUGCAAUGGGGCAAUAAAACCAUGUACAUGAUUUUAGACACCGGGUCCAGUGAUACCUGGGUUCUCCGGACUGGUUAUGAGUGCCUAGACAGCAAUGGGGCCCCAACAAAUCAAACCGAUUGCACUACAAUUGCUCCCACGUUCAGCGGCGACUAUACAGGGGGUCAGAUUGACAAUGUGAAUUUCUACGCCGCCUACGGCUCAGGUAUGGUUACAGGCACAUUUGGGUGGGAAGGCAUUACAAUCGCAGGCCUCACAGUCCCAAAUGCACAGGUGGCGGUAGUCGACCAAGCAUUCUUCGAAGUCUAUAAUGCCAGCGGAAUAUUUGGUUUGGCUUUUCAGUCACUAACAAGCGAGUACCCCGGCAGCAACUCGUCGCAGCAUCCCUCUAAACAACGCAUCAACUAUGAGCCUAUCUUCUAUAGAAUGGUUGAUCAGGGCUUGUCAUUGCCGACCUUCACCUUUGCCCCUCAGCGUGGAGGCGACAAUGGAUAUCUGGCCUUUGGUGGGAUCCCACCAGUGAACACCACCGGGCCAACGGUGGCAUUACCUAUUCUUACUACCAAUGCCACAAAGUCGAAACCAACAAUCAACCAAGGCGAUUAUUAUACCAUCUCCGUCGAUAAUGUUAUUUAUGGAUCAAAUGGCACUACAAAGUCAUACGGCUCGUCCAUUCAGGCCAUCAUGGACACGGGCACAUCUGGCCUAUAUCUCCCAAAUGAUCUUAUUACCUCUAUUGCGAACUCCUUUACACCACCUGCAAGGUAUCAAAACAGUUCGAGCGCAUAUUCAGUACCUUGUAAUGCCACCGCGCCAAAAGUUGCGUUUACCCUUGGCGGGGUCAAUUUCAAUAUCACCAGCACCGAUCUGAUAUCCGCCCUCACUGACUCGAAUACCGGGCAUUGCCUGCUCUUCCUGUUCGACGGGGGGUCGGAUGGGUACAUUCUCGGUGACUCGCUGUUGAACAAUCUGCUAACCACGUUCGACCUCGGUGCAAUGGAGUUGCGAGUAACUGCUCUGGCAUAA